Dunckerocampus dactyliophorus (ringed pipefish) is the source of this 3508-nucleotide messenger RNA. It is a transcript of the gene exd2, whose product is annotated as exonuclease 3'-5' domain containing 2. The record is from RefSeq and is a predicted model, not a curated record. Gene Ontology annotation, molecular function: 3'-5' exonuclease activity; nucleic acid binding. NCBI's taxonomy places the organism in Eukaryota, Metazoa, Chordata, Actinopteri, Syngnathiformes, Syngnathidae. The transcript is spliced from 10 exons. Gene Ontology annotation, biological process: nucleobase-containing compound metabolic process. Gene Ontology annotation, cellular component: nucleus; cytoplasm. Bases 185 to 2080 code for a protein of 631 amino acids.
GUGAAUUGGUAAGAAAAAAAAAAACACACACACACACACAGCAAAACAAAUGUACAUGUGUGUCUGGACCCGGCGUUAUUUUCACUGAACGCACAAAGGGAGAUGCGGUGUCUGUCCAUAAUCCCUAAACGCAGCCAGCUGGAAGUCCGCUGACAAAGGACAGUCUGCCAAAGAUCACCUGGAGAUGUCUCACCAGCGGCCCCUAGCCGCCAUCAUAACAACGCUACUCGGGGCCACGUUCGGUGGUUUGCUCCUAUGGCGAGCAUACCGCACCAAGAGGAAGAGGCUGCCUUCUGUCCAGAGGGUGGCCGAACCCGUCCAAGGCCCGCUUCCCGCUUGUGCCGAUGCGCCGCCCGCGGAGGACGACGACAACCGGCGUCCGCCACAGAAGGAGUUUACGGCCGCGGCGUGUCAGACGGCACACGUGUCCUCUCCCGUGCGCAUCCCGUUUUCUGAGCCGUUGCUGGGGGUGAAACUGGUGUUGGUGAGCUCCCAUGAGGAAUGGCAGCAGCUGUGGCCGCUGAUGCAGAAGGACCUGACAGUGUUCCCCGUGCUGGGCCUCGACUGCGAAUGGGUGUCCAUGAAGGGCCGCCCCUCGGUGGUGUCCCUGCUCCAGAUGGCCACCUACUCCGGUCUGUGCGUCCUGGUGCGGCUCCUGGCGUUCUGCAACCGGCAGCAGUCCUUCCCGCUCGGCUUGAUGGAGGUCCUACGCGACCCGCAUGUUCUGAAGGCCGGCGUUGGCUGCUACGAAGACGGGAAGCGGCUGACGCGCGACUACGGUCUCUCAUUGAGCUGCACGGUAGACCUGCGCCACCUCGCCCUGAGACAAAGGCAGGCUUCCGCCAGUAACGGACUCAGCCUGAAGUCUCUGGCGGCCGACGUGUUGAACGUCUCGCUGGACAAGUCACUGGAGCUACGAUGUAGCAACUGGGAGGCAGAUGAGUUGACACUGGAACAGGUGACCUACGCCGCCAAGGAUGCCCAAGUCUCUGUCGCUCUCUUCCUCUGCCUUCUUGGCCUCCACCCUGAAACUGGGGGCAGCUCCUACGCAGAGUUAGCCGCCCGCUGCCAGGGGCUGCUAGAUGUGCCCUUCAAGGGCACCAGAGGUGAUGGAGAUGAUGGCGGCACCGAGAGGAGGUGGCGGACGCGCAAACCGUCCUCGCUCAAGAUCCCGGAGUCAGGAGAUCAGCAAGUCCCCGACCCCAGGAAGAACAACAAGAAGAAGCCAUUGGGUGUGGGCUACUCUGCCAGGAAGUCUCCUCUCUACGAUAACUGCUUCCUACACGCCCCCGACGGCCAACCUCUGUGCACAUGUGACAAGAAGAAGGCCAAGUGGUACCUGGACAAAGGAAUAGGAGUGCUCCAGAGUGAAGAUCCGUUUGUGGUGAGGCUUCUCUUCGAGCCUUCCGGACGUCCAGACUCCCAGCAGGACUACUACCUCACGGCCAAGGAGAACCUCUGCGUGGUUUGCGGCAAAGCAGACUCCUACAUCAGGAAGAACAUCGUGCCGCACGAGUACCGGCGCCACUUCCCCACCGAAAUGAAGGACCACAACUCUCACGACAUCCUGCUGUUGUGCACCAGCUGCCACGCCGCCUCCAACGUACACGACGGGUUCUUCAAGCAGCAGCUGGCCGACGAGUUUGCCGCCCCACAAGGCUGCGAGGAGGGUGUGCGUCUCUUGGAAGAACCGGACCGCCGGCGGGUGCGCUCGGCGGCCCGCGCCCUCCUCACUUCCGCCGAAGGCCUGCCAGAGCGACGGCGGGAGGAGCUGCAGACGACCAUCAAAAGCUUCUUUGGUGUGAGCAGUGAGUGCCAGCUGACGGGGGAGGAGCUCCAGCAGGCCGCCGGCUUGGAGACGAGGAUCUUCAACGAGGCCUACGUGCCGCACGGACUGAAGGUGGUGCAAGCCCACACCGGGCGUGGCCUGCGGGGGCUGAUGGAGCUGGAGCGGCGCUGGCGGCAGCACUUCCUCAACACUAUGCGUCCAAAACACCUGCCCCCGCUCUGGUCCGUGCACCACAACCACGGCAAGUUGCUCCGCAAGUACGGAGAGGACCUGCCUGUCGAACUCAACUGAGUUUUGAAACUCACGGAUGAAGACGGGUGUCAGGCGUCACUGUGGUGUAUAGCGGCGCUGUGACCAGUGUGAGGGUCGGCACGCUCUUGACCUGCGCAGCACGCUGCCGUGGAGCGUUUCCACAUGAGCGCUUUUUAUAACAGGAACCAACUUAUUUAUGAAACUACCGUCAAGUUUGUUUUUUUGUUGGGUUUUUUUUGGUAGAAAAAGCUGCAGUCUGCUCUUAAUCGCAACUUAAAGCUAACAACGCACUCGCAGGUGCGGCCCACUCUUUGCUGCAACAACGGUCGUCCUAAAUUGUUUUUUGCGCUCCCGCCUGCUUUUCCUGUCCCAACUAUUGUCUGUUUUAAGCCAAUAGAUUUAAAAUCUCAUCUUUGGCCUCUUUAAUGUAUUAAAAGAUGAGAUUUGACGCCUCGCAGGGGAGAGCGAUGCCAACGCUAGCUAGCUCCUUUUUCCCGUGAAUCCUCACAAGUGCGUCACCCCGUGCUGACGCUCCUCCCAGAAGGUGGGACGUCUCUGAGGUCCAUGUUCUAGUGGGCCUCCUAGUCCCCGAGGAGGGGGGAGGGGCUGCACGGCCGAGGACGCCACCUCAACUCCACUGCAGUUUAUUUCACUUGCGACGUCCUUCCACAACAUCCACGCUCAAAGAAACACUAGCUAGCUCGUUAGCACGACGACACGACCUCGGAGCAGAGAAAUGAAAUCUUUGUACGUUUUGUCCUCCUGAAUUGUGAAUGAAACAAAAUAAAGUUCGUAUUACAAGAGAAACAAAGACACCACGUUCUGUUUUUUUUAUUAUUUCUUACAAAAUCACAGUUUGAUAAAUAGUCUGUAAAAUGGAAAAACCAAGUACAAAAUCGAGAAACUUGCGAUCAAAUGAGUCUUUGACUUUUGUUGUGUACAAUCUAGUUCUGCUGGGUUAAGGCCUCUAGCUUUUGGCAUGAGAACAAUCCGUCAUCUGGCUUUCAUGGCUCACAUGCAAACAAAAAAAGAUGACGACAAAAGUUUCUGGACAUACUAAACAAUGACGGUCAGUGUUGGACACUGCACACAACAAUGGCACAUGAGGCGGCUUUUUUUGUUGGGGUUUUUUCUCUUAGGAGUUUCAUUUUGAAGUGAACAUUUUUUUUAUUUGUAAGAAGAAGCUGAACGGCGACGAGGAGUGAGAAUCACUCUGACAUCUUUACUGCAUGACCGAGACAUUACUCGUGUUUGUCCUCUAAAGUACUGCAUAUUCUUACUGCUUUUGUUCAGCGCAACAAAAGACGAUCUCGCACAAAAAAGUGAUCAUGUCGUCGCGGAAACCAUUCAGUCACUUUUUCUUUUUUUUUUUGUCUUUUACGUGUCGGCUUUUUUGUAGAUAACGUUUAAAUUAAGUUUAUUUGAAAGAUUGUCACGUUAACAAAAAUGGGGGGGGGAAAAAACCCA